AUGGACUCAGCAAACUCUCCAAUUCGUAAAAAGAUAAGAACAGAGCAAUCAGGUUCUGUGAUUUUAAAUGAAAGAGAUCAAAAUGUGGAGUUAGAAAGAACUCUUAGUCAAAUUUCAAUUGCAUCUUCUAUCUCAAGUAUUGAUGAAGAGAAAAAUAACAGUGAGGAAAAUUCCGAUGCAAGUGAUAACGAUGAUAUACAGAUUAAUAGAACUGAAGAACAAAAGAUUUUAGCUGCCAUCAAUAAAUCAACAUGUCUUGAUGGAACGUACUUUAAGGUUGACAAGUCAAAAUCAAGUACAGUAACAGGAGAUGUUGUUGCUGUAUGUCAAUUUUGUAAUCCUACGAGAGCACUUAAAGGAAAAUUUACAAUUACUUCUAAUUUUACAACGCAUUUGAAGAGAAAACAUGCAAAUGUUUAUAAUGAAUAUUUAGAAUAUGCAAAACAAAAGCGACAUGGUGUGGAAAAUACUUCCGUUAUUGAUAGAAAGCGUUGGUCGUGUGUUUUAAAUCAAGAAGAAUUUGAGCAAAAUAUCACAAAUUUUGUAUUAAAGUAUAUGAUACCAUUCAGAGCGGUUGAAGAUCCGUCUUUCAGAAAAAUUUUUGAUGAUUUCAAAAUAAAGAGAGGUGAUACUCGGUUAAAGCACUUGACAUGUUACUCUUUGGCAAAAAGAGUCGACAAAAGUUUUAAGGAGAUGUUACAAGAAAUUGGUGACGCAAUGAAUUCGGUGAUCAACGGUGGUGGGUUUGUUUGUACUACGGCUGAUGUAUGGACAGGAGGAUCACGCAGAUAUCUAGGUGUCACAGCUAGUUGGAUACAUCCUGAAACAUUGGAAAGAAAGUCGGCUGCACUUGCAUGCAAGAGAUUCUCAGGAACGCACUGCUUUGAUGCUAUUGCAGAUCUGUUAUCAAAAAUUCAUGUUUCAUUCAAGUUAACGCCUGAGACAAUAAGAGCGACCGUUACUGAUAACGGAUCUAAUUUUAUUAAGGCUUUCAAAGAAUUCGGUAUUGCAAUUCCGAAUGACCCUUCUAGUAUUGAUACUCGAGAUGAGUACGAAAAUAACGAUGAUGAUUUUGACGUUAGCAUAUUUGACGAGGAUGUUGAUUUUGAUGAAAAUUGUAUUCAAAUUGACAAUGAAUUUAGCAAUGAGUGUGACGCAAAAUUACCUCGGCAUAUCAGAUGUGCUAGCCACACAUUAAACCUUAUAGCUAAAACUGAUGUUUUGAAAGCUAUACAAAAUUGUAAACGAUUAUAUUCAAAGCAUAAUAAUGUCAUGCUCAAAUGCACAGAAAUAUGGAAGUCGUUACGUUCUCCGAAAUUUAAUGAAAAUUUGAAGGCAUACCUUGGCAUUGCACUUCAACGACCAGUCGUAACUCGCUGGAACUCGAGUUAUGAUUGUAUCAAAAAAUUAUUGACUGUGAAAGAGAAGCUAUUGAACAACGAUUCAAUUAAAUUCAAAAAACCCUUGAAUGACUUAGAUUUUCAAUAUUUGGAAGAAUAUGUGCGAUGUGCUGCUCCUCUCGCAAAUGCUAUUGAUCGUUUACAAGCUGAUAACUGCUAUUACGGUAUUCUUCUUCCGACAUUGGUGUCUUUAAAGCAUCAAAUGAAUAUGUUAACAUUUAAUGAAGAUGUUAUUGACUGUAAACCAAUGAUUGAAGCAAUUGUUGAUGGUGUUGAUCGUCGUUUUGAGAAAAUUUUCGAUUUUUCACAACCCGAUAUCGAUGCAGUCAUAGCUGCUAUUUCUCAUCCCCAAUUCAAAGGUCGUUGGCUAGUACCAUAUUCACGAGAUGUGCAAAAAAAUAUUCAUGAACGCUUUCUUGCAGCAGUAUCUCAAGAAUCGUCAUAUGAAGUACAAAGCUCUGUCAAUCAGAACUAUGACGACGAUUUUGAAUUUGGACACACCAAUUUGACAAUCGAUGAGUUCCAACCAUCUCUAUCUCAGGGAGAAUUAACAGCAGAAGUUACGCGUUAUUUAAAAAGUAAGGAAAACCAACUCGAUAUGUUGGAAAAUUAUCCAUCGAUUCGGAAAACGUUUGUAAAGUAUAAUACACCGUUGCCGUCAUCUGCUCCCGUGGAAAGGAUGUUCAGUUAUACAACUAUGAUGAAUUUACCAAAAUACAAUCGACUUAAGGAUGAGCAUUUUGAGCAACGAGUAUUAUUAAAAGCAAAUGCAGGAAAAAAGUACCGUUAA
This is a messenger RNA of Osmia bicornis bicornis, 2190 nucleotides long. RefSeq lists its product as uncharacterized. The coding region runs from base 1 to 2190 and encodes 729 amino acids. NCBI's taxonomy places the organism in Eukaryota, Metazoa, Arthropoda, Insecta, Hymenoptera, Megachilidae. The record is from RefSeq and is a predicted model, not a curated record. The transcript has a single exon.